GACCCCUGUUCUAUUGGCCACUAUCCUUUGAAAGACAUUUGAAACAUGCACUUUAUGGGCGUCUCGGGCAGCAACAAAGGAAUCAACAAAAGCACAGAAUAAGGCAGAAAAUGUAUUUCCAUUGCUUAGUCUGGCUCUGGUUUGCUCUUUCACACAGUGAUUCUAAAAUCUACCAAGCCUGCAAGAAAAUCUGUUUUUGCAAAGAAGGGACAAUGUUUGUGAACUGCUCAGGAGUUCAUGCUCUGGUGUCCAAUCUAACAUUUCCCCCUGAUGCAGAACACUUGGACCUUUCUCAAAACAACUUGUAUUUUAUUCCUUGGAAAUCUCUAAAUUCCCUGUGGAAGUUGCAGGUUCUCCUUUUGAGCAGCAACUCCAUUCACAAAGUUGAAAGAACGUUCAUUUCAUUGGGCAGGCUCCACAAGCUUGAUAUUGGUAGAAAUGAUAUAUCAUUUCUUGGCAACAGUUUUUCAGUGGGUCUUAUUUCUCUCCAUGAACUUAUUUUGGCCUACAAUAAAUUGCAGGAGCUACAGUACAAGAGUUUUCAAUACUUUGAAAACCUUCAGAAGCUGAAUUUGCAAAAUAACAACAUUUCCUCCAUAGAAAUGGGGACUUUCCGCAGUCUUACGUCCUUGAGGCAACUUUACCUUCAGAACAAUUGCCUUCAUGUCCUACAUAGUAGAUUAUUUUCUAUGCUGCAACUCUUAGAGAUCCUGAAUUUGGAGGGCAAUAUGAUAAAAACUAUUGCUCCCGGAGCCUUUAUUCCAUUAAGCCACCUUACAACACUUAACUUGAUCCACAAUAAAAUUGAGCAUAUUAAAUUCAAAACAUUAUUAUCUUUGCAAACCCCUGGAACUCACAUCUUACUCUCAGACAAUCCAUGGUUCUGUGACUGUGAUCUUCAGAGAGUUUUUGCAAAACUGCACAGUGUUAGGAGACUGAUCUUGGAUGAUUAUUAUAACAUGACAUGCAUGGAGCCCCAUCUGUUGAGAAACCUGCCUCUGUCAGCUGUAGAUACGGAGCUUUGUACUGCUGAGACAGUGACUGUUCUUGUUAUAACUUUUACGGUCUUUGUAACUGUGGUAGCUGCCAUUGUAAUGGCUGAAAGGAACAGAAAGAAAAGGGCUGAGAAACGCUGGAAUGAGGAUAGUGAUGUUUCUUAUAAUGCUCAAAACUGAUUAAAUAUUUGGUAGUAGGAAACUUUGGGCUUGAAUAUGCUACUUAAUUUAGCUAUAUAUAUUAGAACAAUUUUCAGGCAUGCAAUUCUGAAGAUAUGAAGAGGAUACAUGUGUCUGUCUCCCUCUUAUCCUGUUCAUCGGGGGCAAUGUACUGAGUCAAUCUAUCAGCUGAGGCUGAAAAAAUGCUUUCAACAUAAUUUGGACUUUACAUGUCUUCUUAGGAGUUCUGACUAAAAGUUCUCAUCCAUAUUGCAAUCUUCAUCCACUGAAGCCGAUUUCUUCAGGUAUAAGUACAGCAACCACACUGGCAGCCACAGGGUGUUGCUAAUGCUGUGACUAAUAUAGAGAUACUAAGAAGAUGGAAUAGACAGGUGUUUGCAUAAUUAGCCAGCUUUUGUCUGUUCUAAAUAAAAAAGUAAAUGUUUCUCGUCUUCA
Messenger RNA from Pantherophis guttatus, 1610 nucleotides. RefSeq lists its product as uncharacterized. The record is from RefSeq and is a predicted model, not a curated record. NCBI's taxonomy places the organism in Eukaryota, Metazoa, Chordata, Lepidosauria, Squamata, Colubridae. Gene Ontology annotation, cellular component: extracellular matrix. Gene Ontology annotation, molecular function: protein binding.